AACUCACCGGAGGACUAGAAAACUCUUCGUUCCGCCUCCGCACGCCGCCGCCCGCCACCGCGCGCCGCCGUGCUCUUCGCAGGAUCUGUCAGCUCUUUCCCGUGUUAGCCUACCUCCUGAACCAGUGAUCUCUCUGCACGAUACUCGACCAGCCGGCGCGCGGUCGUGAGCGCUCUUUUGGCUCGGGCGACGGCGUUACGCGGCUGCGCUCGCCAGCUGUUCGCCGGAAUGCCACUGAGGAGUUCGCUUCGGGCUUAGCCGCCCAUUUGUUCGUGGACGGUGCACCGGCCGAUCUUUCAUGCCGCUCGCCAAGCGGUACGUGCUGCGGCUCUUCAUCUCGCUCAAGUACGUGACGGCGAACGUGGUGGACCGCCAGAUCGGGCGCGUGGUGGCGACCGCGUCCUCCGUGGAGAAGCCCCUGCGGGACGGGCUCGAGUGCGGCCGCACCUGCAACGCCAAGGCUGCCGCGGCCGUUGGGGAGGUGCUCGCCAUGCGCCUGAAGGUGGACGGCCUGGCGCGCGAGCCCAUACACGCCAACGCCGCCAAGGAGGUCGAGAAGAAGGGGUUCAAGAACCGCACCAAGGUCUGGGCCAUCCUCAACGCGCUGCGUGACCACGGUGUCAACCUCCACCUCGACGAUGAUGGCGACCAUCGGCCGCAUGUCUGACAAGUACCAUUUCGGUCCUUCAACUCGUUUCUUUGUACUCUUUGCUACUAUCUUCUACACCUCUCUUUCUGCCCUUUGUGUGUCCUCACUCCUCACUUCCUAGGCCCUUGCUACUGUUCAUCUCUAUGGUUGUGCUGCAAUUAAGGUAAAACAUGUAGUAGCUUCUUUGAUUGAAGCAUUUCUAUCAUUGUUGAACACCAUGUGUCUGUGUUACAAUGAACAUAUAUAUAUGUAGACUAUAGAGGUUUCUUCUCACUUCUGUGUUGAAUGCUUUAUAUCAAUUAAAUCCCAUUGUUUCUGGAGUUCAAGAAACCAUGGAUACAGGAUUCA
Molecule: messenger RNA, 997 nt
Organism: Oryza brachyantha (malo sina)
Lineage: Eukaryota; Viridiplantae; Streptophyta; Magnoliopsida; Poales; Poaceae
Product: 50S ribosomal protein L18
Exons: 1
Coding region: 299-667 (122 amino acids)
Biological process (GO): translation
Cellular component (GO): ribosome
Molecular function (GO): structural constituent of ribosome; 5S rRNA binding
Source: RefSeq, a predicted model, not a curated record